AUGGACGAGUACCGGACGCCGCGCCGGUUGCCGGCGGGCGAGCGGUUCAUCGGCAUGUUCUCGUCGCCGUCGACGCCAUCGUCGUCCCCGACCGAGCCCUCGUUCGUCGCCGGGGACGAGCUCCACGAGGACGACUUCCUCUUCUCGUCGUCUGACGCCGCGCCGCCGCAGCCCGACGGGGCCCGGAGCCCGGGCCGGGGAGCGCCGCCGGGGCACCUCGGCCUCCUCGCCGCGCUGGCGCUGCACGAGGGGGACAGGAGGCUCCUGGUCCGCGGCGGCCACGGCGGGGGAGUGGCCGCCGCGGCGGCCGCGGCCAGCGCGGGGACGCUGCUCCGGCGCAAGGCGACCAUCGCGGCGGCCACCGCAUCCGCCUCGGCCUCGGUGGCGUCGGGGAGCGGGGGCGCGCUGUCGCCCACCCAGUCCCCGUCCCCGACCUCCUCCGCGCGGGCCAUCCCGGCGACCGCGAGGCCCAAGAAUGCCGGGCCCGCCCCGGCGUUCCACCAGUCGGCGCCCGUGAAGGUGCCCGUGCGUCCGCCCCGGAAGCCAGCUAUGGGCCCGUGGGACGAAUUCGAUGACGACGACGACGACUACAGGCGCAGCGACGCCGCGAUGCUGCCCCCGCAUGAGAUGGUCACCCGCGCGUCCGCUGGUGGGGCUGGGCCCGCCGCUCCGUUCUCCAUGCUCGAGGGCGCCGGGCGCACGCUCAAAGGCCGAGACCUGCGGCGGGUGCGCGACGCCGUGCUCAGGCAAACCGGGUUCCUCGACUGA
Molecule: messenger RNA, 768 nt
Organism: Miscanthus lutarioriparius
Lineage: Eukaryota; Viridiplantae; Streptophyta; Magnoliopsida; Poales; Poaceae
Source: the annotation of a GenBank genome assembly